AUGGAAGCUUCAAAUAUCAGAAUAGACGGAACAUUAUUACAAGCCAAUAAGAACAAACUUGUCAGAGUGAUGGGCAAAUGUGAAUCAUUUGAUCAUGCUUCGAAUCAAGCCAUCAUAGUGUGCAACGGAACUAUCAAGUUAGAUUUAUCACAAGUUACAGAUUCCCCAUUAGAGAUUCAUAAGAACUACGAAAUCAUUGGAAAGGUCAGUGGUGAUGAAUUAAAGAUUUUUGUGUACUCUGUCAUAGAGUUGAGCGAUAAUUUGGAUAUAAAUGCUGCUUCAAAGUUGGCUCAAUAUGCUCAAAAAGUAUCUGAAUUAUACAGAUACGAUUAA
This is a messenger RNA of Candida albicans SC5314, 333 nucleotides long. RefSeq lists its product as uncharacterized. The record is from RefSeq and is a predicted model, not a curated record. Gene Ontology annotation, biological process: DNA recombination; DNA repair; DNA replication. The transcript has a single exon. NCBI's taxonomy places the organism in Eukaryota, Fungi, Ascomycota, Pichiomycetes, Serinales, Debaryomycetaceae. Bases 1 to 333 code for a protein of 110 amino acids. Gene Ontology annotation, molecular function: DNA binding. Gene Ontology annotation, cellular component: nucleus.